GGUGGUGAGAAUGUUGGCUUUUCUCAUUUGGAAGAAUCGGCUAACCGGCUUCCGCAGCUCUCGGAGCAGAGACAUCAGCCGAUGCGGAAGGUCACACUGACAAAGGGGACAGUGCAGCAACCACAUCAGCCUCAUCAGCACCAUCUAUCACAGAUCCAGUCUACGUAUCCUCAAGGACUAAAAAAUAUCCCAGGGAUACAUCAAGUGAAAAAGGGUAUUCUGCAUGGGAGAGGCAGGGGGAUCGUGAGCCAGAUGGGCCGAGGCCGCUUAAUGUCAAGUAAGCCAAAUCUGCGGGUGGUGGAAUGCAAACCUCAGCCCAGUGUGGUGUCAGUGGAAGGGCUUUCUUCAUCCACCACGGACAUUCAGCUGAAAAACCUGCUCAUGUCAGUAGGACCCAUCCAGAGUUUACAGAUGCUGCCUCAACAACGAAAGGCCAUUGCAAAAUUUAAAGAGCCCGCUGAUGCUUUAAAAUUUCAGCAGAAGUUUCACAGGCACAUGAUAGAUCUUUCCCAUAUCAACGUGGCGCUGAUAGUGGAGUGACCCACUGGGCCUAAGUUGUCUUAAAAUACAGCAGGUUACGGAGGAAGUCAGAAGGGUAGAAUCUCCCUGUAAUUUCCGGUGCCAGCUUUGCAGACUCCUUCUGAAAAUUCAAAAUUACUCUGUGACAGCUGCUGACAACAACAACAACAACAACAACAACAACAACAUCAACCACCUUGCUACAAAUGGAAGGAUGACAGAGAGUGAAAACUAUCUGUAUGGAACAUACAGAACUACAGAUCUCCCGUGUGAAUAGUAUACAUGGAUAUUUUAGGCUAUAUGCUAUGUGAUCACAAUGUCUUGGAUCAAAAGAACUUUGACUCUUGAAAAUAACUUUUAUAAUAUUUUUUCUUAGAAAAGAAUAUUUGAUAAUGGUUGCCCUUAUCUUCAGUGUGGGAUGUUGAAAUCAGAAUGCACCCAUAAUCUACUGUUUGUAGCUAAGCAUACAGAUGCCUAUAGUACACAAUAAACACUGAGCCAUAUAAUUUAAUGGAUUUUCUUUCUUUUUUUUGCCCAGAGGCUUUGAAGCUCAUUCUUGAAAGAUCUUAUUCCUAGUAAAGUGAAUAUAAUUGUUGCACAUAAAGUAUACCUCUCAGUAUUCCUAAUAUUUCUUACUAACCCUAUUUUGGACAAAUUGUCUGACCAGAUGAUGUCAUUACCUAGGAAGGAUGGUCGUGUUCAGGGUCCAAAAUCUUAGAACAACCUGUCUUUCAGCCUUCUCUUCUGCUUUCUUACAGGGCCUGUAUGGCCAGGAAAUAACUGGGGGUUGCUAGUAUGAGGAAGUUACAUAUUCAGGAAGAGGGGAUCCAUUUUGCCUAGGCUUUUGGGGAAGUAAGUUACUGGUGUUGAGCUUCAUAUUUUAAUUAUUUUUUCUUUCUGUUUAAUAAUUGGCAGUAAUACUUGAUAACAGUAGAGUCUUCCAAAUCGUACUCUAGUACUAUUCCCACACCACCUGGUGAAUUAUGAAGACAUUCCCUCUCUGAGAUUUUAUUUUACACUAAAUAAACUCUUUCCUUCAAAAAAAGAUGUGAGAAGAGAGAAUUCCUUUUACUACUCUUAGAAAUCUAUUCAAUGUUUAUACAUUUCAGGCCAAUAAACAUAGAGCAAGUAAAGAUUAUAAGUUCCUUUGAGGGUAUAGAAAAAUAGUUAAGGGAUGUUCUUUCAGGACUGCAGGUUACGCAAGUAGUGAUGUUCCUUUUCUAAUUAUUCAGAAUCAUAUUCUGUAAAAACUAGAAGGCUUUUAAAGCUGUGUUCCUGCUUAAGAACAGGAGGGAAUCAGCAAUAAAGAUAUGAAAAUAUAUCAUGUCUUUUAAAGACAAAGCUGUUUUUCCCCCCUUAGAGGUAAUAAUUACAGCUAUAGCAUUUUGGUAUAGUGUAGGAUGUGAAGAUAAUGUUAGGGUUUUUAAUGAUAGUUAGUGAAAACCAUCUUCAUCUUUGCGAAGUAGAGCUUGAAUUUGACUAUACCAGAGAGGCCUUUAUUAUUUACAGCUCUUAAUUUGAGUUUGUUAAAAAAAAAAACCUGGGAUUUUAGUUGAAGGUGCAUUUUAGGCUAGCUUUUCAGUGCUUAGAAUUGUGUUAAAAACAGAACAGACCCUCAGAGUCGAGAGAGAGCAUAUUAUAUCUUUGUCCAUCCCAGGAUAUGAUAUAGUCUUUCCACAAAGUUAAAAUUGCUAUUUAGGAAUUAACAUUUAAAGUUACCAGGUUUUUUUUUAGAAAGUCUUCACCACAUAGCUCAGGUACAACUUAAAUGCAACAAUGCCUGCCAGAGAGGGGAGUUUUAUAGUGCCCAACCUCUACAUCACAUUUGAGGUCCGAGGAAACUUUUAUUUCUUAUGUCAACAGAUCUUUGCUUAGGCUGGAUAACCUUCUAAACAGUUUAAGGUAUUUUGAGGACAGUGUUAAUUAAUGCUUUUAAGGCUUAUAGCUUGGGGAAAUCUUCUGUGGUAUAGCAUUUAAAAUAAUGGGGUGGACUUUAGUAUGCUUUGUCUGAGGCCCAUCCCAUACACAUGAUAGGAAGGGUCUAAUGUGUGUAUAACACACUCACCAUCUUAGUAGAAGGGAUUUUCUGAGAUAAGGAAAAGAGGAAGAAGUGAAUAUUUUUUUCUCUUUCUUCAUAGUAAGCAGAAGGAAACUUGCCCUAUAAUUGAUGGGCAUCAAAUCUCUCACUUGAAUUGUCUAUAGAUACUACAAUACCUCAACUGAUUAAUAUCAACUGACAUGAUCACAGUAACAUUGGUCCCUAAUUUUGAGAUGCCUUCCACAAAAGCUAAUCACCGUAAAAAUACGAGAGCCUGUUCUUUCCACAAUGCUUCCUAAACUAUCUCCACAUCUUUGGUAGAAGAUCUGUUGCAACCAUUAUCUUGUUCUUUCCUUAUCAUGUGUUAUUUUAAAAAUGCAAAAAUGCAAUCAUUGCAUUUAAUAUAUUGUGUAAAUACAAGACUUUAAAACAAAUUUAAAUGAAGCUGUUCACAUAUUACUAAUUUAGUUACACAAAAGCUUGUUUGGUGGGAUGGGGAGGAGGGCAGUUGUGCUGUUUUAUCAGAGUUGAAUGAAAAUGGUUCCAUGUUGCUGUUAUUAUUGCUAUUAUUAUUGGUGUAACACUUCUGUUUUUAUAAAGAUGCCAGUUAAGUCAAUACAUGUAUCUUGACCUGUGUAUUAUUUGUUCUGAAACUUCGAAAGCAUACAUUUGGUACAGAUGUUUAGCCAGUGACCACUGUAUGUGGAAACUUUUUUCUCUUAUAGAGAUAAUUUUCAUUUAAUUUGGCAACAUUUUCCAAGUUAGUUUAGUUUUUCUACUCAUAUCAAUGAUAAGUGCAGUCAAGUUAAGUGUGAUGCUGAAUAUUUAAUAAUUUUGUAGUUCAAAGCUAAAUGGCCACUAUCAUAUUCAUUAAUUCAUGCACUUUUAACAUUCAUUUUGGACAAGGUUGGAUAAUUUCAAAAGAAAUUAAAGAUAAUCCUGUAAUGAUGUUUUUGUCCAGGCUAAAAAUGAGGGUGAUUUUCUCUUGGUUUAGUGCUCAUGGGAAGAUUACAGAAUAUCAUCUCUAUAUAACUAUUUGUGUUUUACACUUCUUCAGAUUUUUAAAAGUUGUUCUGAAAUGUUGGUCAUAAGGGAGGGAUGUUCAGCAGAAGUCAAAUUUAUAAUUAUUAAAAAUACAUUUACAGGGCUAACACCCUAAAACAUGCAGGGAGAGCCAGACUGUAUAGAGAUGAAUGCAUCAACUAUUUGUAGAUUGUAUCAAACUAGGUUGUUUGAACAAUUGAACCACUGUUGACCAAGUAUUGUCCUUGAGAUAGCAGCAUCUAAGUGCUGGUACGAAUUAUGUGGCAAGAAUAUAGUCCAUUGUUGAAGAGACCUAGUAUGAGUUACAUAACAACAAAACCUUCUACAACAAUUUAUUUGUUUGUUUGUUCGUUUGUUUGUUUAUUUAUUUAUUUAUUUCAUGCUUCAUAUUUCUAGAUCACCCAUCUCCCUUAAAGAGUGAGGUUAAAGUGAGCUGAUCAGCUUUGUAGGAAAAUGCCAGCAUAACAUGACAUUUCUCCUUCAUUCUUCUCUGGUUUCUUGUUUUUCCUCAAGUGGCCCAAAUGGUGAAACUAAGGGAUUGCUGUAUUUCUUGUCAGCAACUGACUUUAAAUGGUAUAAAUGAAUAUUUCAUCACCAAGAGGGCUCAAAGAACCAAAACAUAGCAAUCACAGAAGAAUUGAAAACAUAAUGUUACCUUGGACACUUUUCAGAAUAAUAAGUGAUGCUGGAAACUUUUCAUAGUUGAUCCAAAGGAAUUUUGGCAGCUAUUAAACCCUUUAGAAACAUUUACUUGAACCAGGAAGUCAAGUUAAUUACACUAUCUCAGAGAUACACUUUAGAUGUUAGUUUACUUAUUCUAUUUAUCUGAUAUACCCAGUUUCAGUUUUCAUGAUUUUAUUCAUGAAAUAUAUUUUAUUUGCUGGCACUUUUUAGAUCUUUUUAUGGGCACUCCUUAGUACUAGGAAAACAAAUAAGGCAGGCUUCCUAUCCACAACUUUCUAGUGUAGGUUCUUAAUAUCUUUUCAUUAACUACCGGUAGGUUGGCAGUAUAACAUACAUAUGAAUGGGCUUCUUCCUUUCUCUCCCCAUUUCCACCCCCUUUGAAUGCCUUUCUCACUGUCUUCUGAGCUUUAUUUUGCAGCAGCCAUAUUGGACAAAAAGAAGGGUUGGAGAAUUCUUUUAAUGGCAUCCAAAGUAGCGCAGUUGGCUUUUAAAGCCAUAACAUAUUUCCGAAUAGCUUGGUUGAGGUGUAUUUGAAUUAAGGUCACCACGAAAUAGCAAAAGACCCAUACUGUUUACCAAAGUAUUGCAUUUGUGAAGUAUUGCAAACUAUUUUAAAUCCUAAGGAUUUGUGUGUAAGGUUUAUUGUAACCUAUUAUUUAUUUAUUUAUUUAUUCAUUUAUUUAUUUAUAUAUAUUUAAUAACUUAUUUCUGGAAUGGGCCUUGGGCCCUAAUGUAUGGAACAUUGAUUCAUAUUGGAUCUCAUGUAUGCCAGCGUUUGGUAUAAAUCUGGUUGGGAAGGAUCAUUUUUAAUUGUGACAUUCAAAGGAUAUAUUAUCAUCUUUGGUAGUGCUGCUUCUUUUUCUGUUAUGUGAGAUGUUUGGUUCAGAAUGUAAAAAAAAAAGAGAGAGAUAAAACUCAGUGUUUCUCUUUGCCGUUGGUUUAAAAACAUUUAAAGAAGAGAAUGGGAGAAAGUUCUUAAUGAAAAAUCUUUAAUGCACUCUGGUAAGCAGGAUCCCCAAAGCCAGUGAUUUUAACUAGAUCAUCCAGCUGAAUGAUAUAGUUUUCCCUUAGUUUAGUAAUGCAGAAAAUGUGCUGAUUUAUUGAAAUUAUUAUUGAGAGUAAAAUUGUACAGUUAAUCUGUUUGACUUACAUGCAUAAUGCUGGUCUGUUCUGUGAAGCAUGUUUUGUUUCCUUUCCCAUUUUAUGUAGCUAAAAAUGAAGAUUUAUUUUUAUGUAAUGUUUUUCUUUCAGGUAUAGGGGAAAUAAUUCAUUCCUGACUCCUCCAGAGCUUAACUUUGAAAUCAUUUUUUUUUAAACAGGUGGAACUACUGCAUCAGACCCAUUCCUUUAUAGGAGACCUUCAAGUUGUUUGUUUGUUUGUUUGUUUGUUUAUACUGAAUCUAUCUAGCUCAGCAGUUGCCUUAGUUUUACAUCAUGCUUAUGGCAUUUUUCCAAUCAUGAUUUUUCAUUCAUUGGGCCCUUGCACCUUCCUUCCUUCCUUCCUUCCUUCCUUCCUUCCUUCCUUCCUUCCUUCCUUU
Molecule: messenger RNA, 5823 nt
Organism: Thamnophis sirtalis
Lineage: Eukaryota; Metazoa; Chordata; Lepidosauria; Squamata; Natricidae
Source: RefSeq, a predicted model, not a curated record